AUGGAAAAUACAGAAUUAGUCGAUAAUUUAAAAAUCGUGUCUCAAUAUUCCACAAUGUGUCGUGCUUGUCUGAAUGAUCAAAAUCUUCAAUCAAUAUUCUCAGAGGUUAACUCCAGUACAAAUUUUAAACAAGAAAUUAAUAUUAUAAAAAUGUUUAAUUGCUAUGCAUUUCUUGACAUAUCACAAGAUGAUCAAUAUCCAAAACAUAUUUGUGAUAAUUGUCUCAAACAGUUGGUGGAUGCUUAUGAUUUUUGGAAUAAAUGUAAAAAUUCACUCGAUAAGUUGAAUAGACUGAAAGAUGAACUGGAUUCUGUGGAUGCUAAAGAAGGGAAUCUACAUGUGACAAAAUGGACUCCUCCAGGUCUCUUGGUACAGGAAUUGAAGGCUAUGCUGUACACUGCCAUGGAGAGGGCCCCAUCAGGAGAAGCAGCAGACCCCGAUAUGAUAAUAAGAUACUUUACAACAUUCGAUGAACAUUUUUUUCAUGUUUGUUACAAAGAAUUGGAAAAGAUCAAUACUUUUUAUUCAGAAAAACAAGCAGAGGCUACAAGAAAAUUUGCAACACUAAGCAGUGAAUUACGAGAGACUUUACAAGAUGCUCAAGACUUUGCCGGUAAACAUGGUUUUUCGACUUCCAAAACAAUGUCUUUAAAUCCAAGGAAAAGAAAAAAUGCUCCAAGAAAGAAGCUGCAUGAGUUAAAACUGGCUUUCAGUGAAUACUAUUUGAGUUUAGUGCUGUUGCAGAAUUAUCAGAAUUUAAAUUUUACCGGUUUCAGGAAGAUAUUGAAAAAACAUGACAAGUUAUUGCAAGUUGACAGAGGUUCAAAAUGGCACGAAGAGCAUGUCGAAAUGGCACAUUUCUACCUCAACAAGGAUAUAUCUCGUUUACUACGAGAGACAGAAGCCUGUGUCACCCGCGAAUUAGAAGGUGGUGAUCGAGGUCGCGCAAUGAAACGUCUAAGAGUACCUCCGUUAGGAGGCUCUGGAGGCAGUGGCGGUUCUGGAUCUGGAACUGCUGGCUGGACAACUUAUCGAGUUGGCUUUUUCACUGGAGCUCUAGCCGUUUUGGCAAUGGGAGUCAUCAUCUCUUUAAAAAUUACAAUUAACCAGGAGGACUCGAACAACCAGCCCAAAUGGUGGUUGAUACCGAUGCGUUUGUAUAGAACGCCUUUGCUGUUAAUUGAGUUUUGUUUUUUGUGGGCUGCUAAUGUUAGAGGUUGGAGAGUCUCGGGGGUCAAUAGGGUUUUGGUUUUUGAGCUGGACCCCAGGUGUCAUCUGUCGGAGCAGCAUGUUACUGAAAUUGGAGCUGUUUUUGGAGUUAUAUGGACUUUGAGUGUAUUAUGCUUCCUGUACAGCAACCAGCUGGGCAUUCCUGCUUUCAUUAGCCCGUUAAUAUUAUAUUUUCUGAUGUUUGGGUUUUUAUUAAAUCCAUUUAAAAUUUUGAGGCACGAAGCAAGAUUUUGGACUCUGCGAAUAUUGGCAAGAGUCUUUCUCUCACCAACCUUUCAUGUAAAUUUUGCUGAUUUCUGGGUUGCUGAUCAAAUUAACAGUUUGCUGCCACUUUUUGUAGACUUUCAAUAUUUUUUGUGCUAUUAUAUGAAUUUGAAAAGCUGGUAUGAACCAAACGAUCCUGGUGUGUGUGUCAAUGAUUCGAUCCCAAUAAGAGCAGUAAUGGCAGCUCUACCAGCCUGGUUCAGGUUUGCACAAUGUUGCAGAAGAUAUCGAGACACCCGAGAAGCUAAUCCACAUUUGGCAAAUGCUGUAAAAUACUCAACUUCAUUCUUUGUUGUGGGAUUUGCUACACUUAGUGCUUGUCAUGCAGAAACAAAUCCGGACAAGUCAACGAAUCCAUGGUUCUAUUUGUGGAUUAUUUCAUCAAUAAUUUCAUCAAGUUACACAUACUGGUGGGAUAUUAAAUUGGAUUGGGGACUUUUUGAUUCGAAAGCAGGUGAACAUAAAUUUUUGAGGGAAGAAAUUGUGUAUCCGUACACGUGGACAUAUUAUUUUGGCAUUAUAGAAGAUUUGGUUUUACGAUUUGCUUGGGUAGUCACUUUGAGUUUGACUGAAAGUGGCAUUGUGACUCCAGAAGUCAUGUUGACUCUCAUCACACCAUGGGAAGUCUUUCGUCGGUUUGUCUGGAACUAUUUCCGUUUAGAAAACGAGCAUUUAAACAACUGCGGCAAGUUCAGAGCCGUCCGAGACAUCUCAUUAGCACCUCUUGACACCAGUGAUCAAUUGGCCAUCUUACGAAUGAUGGAUCACCCGGAUGGUGCCAUUAUAAACAGACACCAUGUAACCACCAUAAUGUAG
This is a messenger RNA of Ctenocephalides felis (cat flea), 2310 nucleotides long. Its product is annotated as xenotropic and polytropic retrovirus receptor 1-like. Gene Ontology annotation, biological process: phosphate ion transport; cellular response to phosphate starvation. The transcript is spliced from 15 exons. Gene Ontology annotation, cellular component: cytoplasm; Golgi apparatus; plasma membrane. The record is from RefSeq and is a predicted model, not a curated record. Gene Ontology annotation, molecular function: zinc ion binding; inositol hexakisphosphate binding. Lineage: Eukaryota; Metazoa; Arthropoda; Insecta; Siphonaptera; Pulicidae. Bases 1 to 2310 code for a protein of 769 amino acids.